GUUGGUUACAAAUCAACAAAAAAUACGCCAUUGCUUCUAGUCAUUGCUGCUUCUAGUUGUAGAGCCUCUAGCCGGAAGAAGAAGAAUCCACCUUCCACCUCUGAGACUCUGACCACCUUCCUUUGUUUUCAAACAAAACAGCGUAGAACGUUGUGGAAUCGAUUUUGCAGGUUUUUCAGAAUUUGGGUUUUGAUUUUACCUUUAGAAUUUGCAAUCGCGUUCGAAGAAUUAGACAAAGAAAGCAAUAAAAGCGCGAUGGUUGAGGCGGCGGCGGCAUCAUCGUCCUCAAUCUUCACCAACUACCCUCUCCUCUCUGCUGUCGUAGCUUUCUCCAUUGCCCAAUCCAUCAAGUUCUUCACCUCCUGGUACAAGGAAAGAAGAUGGGAUUUCAAGCAACUUCUUGGAUCCGGUGGAAUGCCUUCAUCUCAUUCGGCGACUGUUACUGCUAUUGCUACAGCCAUUGGGUUCCAAGAAGGCGUCGGCGGAUCACUCUUUGCAAUUGCAUUGAUCUUAGCAUGUGUGGUGAUGUAUGAUGCAACCGGUGUAAGACUACAGGCUGGACGCCAAGCAGAGGUUUUGAAUCAAAUUGUAUAUGAACUCCCUGCUGAACAUCCUUUGGCUGAGAGCAGACCACUUCGUGAGCUUCUCGGCCACACCCCUCCUCAGGUUGUUGCCGGCAGUUUGCUUGGAAUUGUCACAGCUUGCAUGGGCUAUUUGAUUACUAUAACAAUCGGUCAUACGACAUGAUCCUGGAGCGGUUUACGUCCACAUAGAUAGUGAUAUUGUGGUAUCAUCUCUUAGUGCCACAUCUAAUAUACAUUUGGAUUGCGAAUUGCAGAUCCAUCUUCAUACGCGGUAUUUCCCCCAACGUUGAAGACAUAGGCCUUCUUGUCUAUAAUUCAGUUACCAUGUCUUCAUUCUGUAAAAAAACAAUUGUUUGCAAGAUGUAAUUUGAUCGACUUAAAGUGUUUUUAGCGACGAAACGGUCUUGUUGAGACGAUUAGUACCAUGCUCGGUUGACUGAAGAUGACCGUAUUUUGCUUUGGUACUACCUCACGUAAAGGUCCAUAUUUGCCUUUGUAAUCCAAGCAAGGCAUAAAGUACAACUUUACUUUUA
This is a messenger RNA of Malus domestica (apple), 1117 nucleotides long. RefSeq lists its product as uncharacterized. Lineage: Eukaryota; Viridiplantae; Streptophyta; Magnoliopsida; Rosales; Rosaceae. The record is from RefSeq and is a predicted model, not a curated record.